AUGACAGGCCCAGCACCAGCAAAGAUACUCUAUUUCGCCUACGGCUCCAACCUCUCCUUAACCCAAAUGGCAUCCCGCUGUCCAACAUCCACGUACCACGCCCUGGGCGCACUGCGCGGCUGGAAAUGGAUUAUCGGGGAGAGGGGUUACGCGAACAUUGUUGUUUCGCCUGCCGAACCCGCGACUGCGACUGCGACUGCGAAGGCGGCCUCGACUGCGAGAUCUGUUUUUGGGUUGAGGGGCAAGUCGUUGCCGCCUGCUGACGAGGAAGAGGAAGAGGAGGAAAAGGGCGCGGAUUAUGUGAUAGGCAUGCUUUACCAUCUAGGAGCGGCGGAUGAGACGGUCCUGGAUCAGGCAGAGGGCGUACCCUAUGCAUACGAGAAGCAAAAGCUUGAGGUUUCUGUACUUGACGCGCGAGGGCAGGAGACGGGACAGCGGGUCCAGGCUUUGGUUUAUGUUGAUGUGGCGAGGACCGGGACGGGAGUGUGUAGGGAGGAGUAUGUGGGUAGGAUGAACCGAGGCGUUCGAGAUGCGGAAGCGAAGGGGAUGAGUGCGAGGUAUGUGGAGAAGUAUUUGAGGCCUUUUGUGAGGAAGGAGGUCUUAGGGUGA
Molecule: messenger RNA, 609 nt
Organism: Lachnellula hyalina
Lineage: Eukaryota; Fungi; Ascomycota; Leotiomycetes; Helotiales; Lachnaceae
Exons: 2
Coding region: 1-609 (202 amino acids)
Molecular function (GO): gamma-glutamylcyclotransferase activity
Source: RefSeq, a predicted model, not a curated record